AUGAGCGUGCGCAAGGCACACAACUCCGGACGCAACCACUUAAGAAACGUUGUGGAGUACUAUCAACAGAUCGGACAAGAGAAGGCCCAAUCCGUCAUCGACUCCAUCACCUCGUCAUACGCCGCCGAAGGCCAGGCCGUACCCAACCCUGCAAUGGCUCCUCCAGGCGCUUUUCCGCCUCCAUUCGGAUUCCCCGGCCGACCAGGUCAACUUCCCCCUCCUCCGUUCGGAAUGCCCGCACCUGGCGCAGCCGCUGGAGCUCCAGGCAUGCCUCCUCCCCCUGGAGCACGAGGUCUUCCCUUUCCACCCCCGUUUCCCGUCCCCGGCGGCCCCGGCGCCCCAGGCGGUCUCCCUGCCCUGCCCAACAUGCCCCCGGGAGCCCAGGGCUUCCCUCCUAUCCCUCCUCCGGGCGGAUUCCCCGCUGGCUUCCCCACGCCUCCUCCCGGCGCCGCAGGCUUCCCGGGUCUUCCUCCGCCAGGCCAGCUUCCCCCAGCAGGAUACAGCCCCAGUCCGACUCCCGGGAUGAACGGCCCACCAGGGCCAGACGCAUAUGCUCAUGCAGCGCCUCCCCCGGGCAUGGGGUCCGCAGGCCUGCCUGGUCCACCUCCGGGUUUGAGCGACAGACGAUAA
Molecule: messenger RNA, 630 nt
Organism: Aspergillus homomorphus CBS 101889
Lineage: Eukaryota; Fungi; Ascomycota; Eurotiomycetes; Eurotiales; Aspergillaceae
Product: putative U1 snRNP complex component Yhc1
Exons: 4
Coding region: 1-630 (209 amino acids)
Biological process (GO): mRNA splicing, via spliceosome; spliceosomal snRNP assembly; mRNA 5'-splice site recognition
Cellular component (GO): U1 snRNP
Molecular function (GO): pre-mRNA 5'-splice site binding; zinc ion binding
Source: RefSeq, a predicted model, not a curated record